AAGUUGGCAAAAUUCCUCAUUUCCAAUGUUCUUGUGUGUCGCAACCUCAUUCAUUGGCAGAGUUUCUUACAACAUUGAAGUCGGCUUCAAUAUGUUUUCUUUGAUAAGGCAGUAAUUGGUGGAUGCACCUGCAGCCUUAGUGAAGAGCCGGCCGUCUACGGCAUUAUCAUAAUAGAAAACAAAGGAAUCUUACACAAAUGGAAUAGGAAAAUUCUUGCCAUGGUAUAUACGUGAAAACCUAAAAAUUGACCACCUCGAAUUUUUCGUGGUUGUACAAUAAAGGGUGCGAAGUUCUCAGACCAUCAAGAAUUUAAUCCUCAGCUCUGAAUACAAGUUUCAGAUUCCAUGGAAAAGUACUUUUGUUUCAAGAAGCAGGAAGAUAUGGCUGACACUUUGGUUUGUGUUAGACGAGUGAAGCAAGAAGCAUCCGAAGAGUGGGAUGAGAGCAUGCCAUUGCCAGGAGACAUAAUUGAAGGGUUUGCUGAGAAUAACGCAGAUGAGUUAUUUGUGCCAGCUAAAGCCAAGUCUGAUCUGAGUUCGCAGCUUGGAAAGAUUAGCCCGCAGACUGAGACAGUAUGGUUGAAGGUUAGAAGAGGUGAGAGGACGCUGAAGCUCCGUGCCAGAGUAAUGCCAGAUAAGAGCGCAGUGCUACAGAGAAGAUUCACCAUUAAAGCAGCCAAUGAUGAUAGGCAUGUUGCAGUUUUAGGAGACUUAACCUUGGAACAAUGCACAGAGCUACAAGAAAUGAGCAGGAAAGUAGUGAAUAUGGAUUCCUGGUCAUUUAGCAAGCGGGGAGUGAAGUAUGACUGGAAGAUGAAAGUUGAUAACUAUCUACCGGACCAGCGAUCUAGUGUUCAUUGA
This is a messenger RNA of Populus euphratica (Euphrates poplar), 861 nucleotides long. RefSeq lists its product as uncharacterized. The coding region runs from base 346 to 861 and encodes 171 amino acids. The record is from RefSeq and is a predicted model, not a curated record. The transcript is spliced from 3 exons. NCBI's taxonomy places the organism in Eukaryota, Viridiplantae, Streptophyta, Magnoliopsida, Malpighiales, Salicaceae.